Molecule: messenger RNA, 534 nt
Organism: Haemonchus placei
Lineage: Eukaryota; Metazoa; Nematoda; Chromadorea; Rhabditida; Trichostrongylidae
Source: the annotation of a GenBank genome assembly
AUGAAGAUCUGAGCCAUAGGUGAUGUAGCCUAGGAUUGCCACAGCUGCAUAGAGAACACCGACAAAAGCGACUGACGUCGUGAUUACACCAAAAAAUCCGAGCAUUUUCUCCGGGUGACGCAUUUUGUUUUCAAGAGGAAGCACCACAGCUUGAGCAGCAUAUGAAUACGUUAUACUGCCAGCAGCACGUGCCGCAGCUGAAAUCGUAGUCGCCCCAGCUAAUUGCGAUAAAGGAAUAUGUGGCAUCAUGGCUAGCUUCACAAGCACAAUAGCUAUAGCAACCGUAAUCAGCACAUUCCCAGUCAAAGAUAUGCAUGACAUUAGGAAAAGAUUUUGAACACUGGUCAGCAAUAUGAAGAACGGAAUCAUAACGAAAAAGAUAAUUUUGAGGGAGACAUCCGUUUUGAAUAUUAAGUCGAUCAGCUCUUUGAUAUGAUCCGACACAAAGAUAUAGAAUACACUACAGAUGCCUAAUUGCAGAAGAACUAGGCAAACAUUUACUGCAAACUUAGCGGGAACGCCGAGGCAUCUUAG